Messenger RNA from Ruditapes philippinarum (Manila clam), 1275 nucleotides. RefSeq lists its product as uncharacterized. NCBI's taxonomy places the organism in Eukaryota, Metazoa, Mollusca, Bivalvia, Venerida, Veneridae. The coding region runs from base 1 to 1275 and encodes 424 amino acids. The transcript has a single exon. The record is from RefSeq and is a predicted model, not a curated record.
AUGCCUACAGAAUCUAAAAAGAACAGACGAUUCAUUCGAAUCACAAACAAGAGAAAAUGGAAGAAAAACAAGAAAAUAAAGAAAGACAUAGAAAGGGGUAAGAACACUAUAAUAAAUCUUUCUAAUAAACAGCUCAAUAACACUGAAUAUCGAUUACUUGGUAAAGGUUUAAAAUUCUGCCCAACACCAAAACCCCAUAAUAGAAUUCAACUUAAACAAGAUGUUUUUGAAUUUACAAGAAAACUCAGAUUGAAUGAAUAUUUUGCAGCAAAAGAGGAAAAUAGUGAGGGAAAUGAAAACAAUAGUACCAAUAAUUAUGACAUUAACAGUAAGAAGAAAAACAACUCUACUUUUAUUCCCCCUUCUGGCAGAGAUUCCAAUCUUGAUUUUUAUAUUGAAGCAAUAACAAAUGAAGAGUUAAAAGCCUUGCAAAGCCUACAAAAAGAUGAAAAUAUCAUUAUAAAAAAAGCUGAUAAAAGUUCGGUUAUUGUUGUUAUGAACCGUACUGACUACAUUAGAGAAGUUCACCGACAGCUUGAAAACGACCAAUAUUAUAAGAAACUUGAAAAUAAUCCAACUGAACAAUUUAAAAAAGAAAUCUAUGAGGAAAUUUAUCAAAUGGAUAAUAUAAGUUACUCUAUUAAAGAAUCUUUGGUUCCUGAUAGUGACAAUAGAGUUCCAGCUUUUUAUAUUUUACCUAAAAUCCAUAAACAAUUCAAUUCUGAUCUACCACUCGGUUACCCUGGAAGACCAAUAGUAUCUGGAUGCGGUUCAUUAACUGAAAAGAUAUCAUCGUAUGUCGAUAAUAUACUCAAACCACACAUGGAAUCAUUACCCUCAUAUGUCAAGGAUACUACAGAUUUUAUCAGAAAAAUACAAAACAUAACAAAUAUUUCAACAGAAUCAUUUUUAGUAACAAUGGAUGUAUCAUCUUUAUAUAGUAAUAUACCGCAUAAUGAUGGAAUAAAAGCAUGUCAGUAUUACCUUAAUCAGAGAACAGGACAACAACAUUCAGUUAAAGACAUUUUACAUCUUAUUGAAAUAGUGCUUACAAAAAACAACUUCCAGUUUGGUGAUGAUAACUAUAUACAAAAUUUAGGAACAGCUAUGGGAACUAAAAUGGCACCAUCUUAUGCUUCAUUAUUUAUGGGAAAAUUUGAAAUGGACUUUUUAAAUACAUGUGAAAGAAAACCCUCAAUAUGGCUGCGAUUUCUUGAUGAUAUUUUUUUCAUUUGGGACCACAGUGAAGAGGAGCUUAUUACAUUUUUUUACUGA